GCGACUGCAGUCUCACUUUACGGCAUGGAAGCUGAACGAGCACGCGAAACUGAGGACAGCUAAACUAAGCAAGUUGCCGGGUGACAACAUUUGACUAAUAACCACGUUGUGGCGCGCUGUUCAUAUGUGGCCUUUUCAACAUAUCGAUCGCUGAGCGGAAGUGUAAUAUGUCAUCUUGAGCUCCAAAUAUGCCCUUAAAGACGUUGGUGGACAGCCAGAGUGAUGUCUUCCAAAGAGGCGGAGUCUCCCGCCCAAGCCAUGCACAUCAGUCAGUGUGACUCCGCCCCCCUGCUGUGGCAUACAGACGAAGUGGCCGCUGCACGCUCCCUUGGCCUGGUGGGAGCGCUGCUGGGCUCACUCCCGCGCACCCCCCGGCAGAAUGUGCGUCUGGGACGGCCGUUGCUUUUGCUGCCGGAGGAGGAGCGAUUUCUUGGCGACUGUGGCGCCCUCACUGCUAUUUCGCAAUCGGAUGUGGGCGUACGGGAGCACGCCCGCCAGGUGGCGCUCUAUGAGGAAACUCUGGAGCGAAGCUACCAGGAGCAGCAAGUCCUCGCUCUUCAAGACAGGAAGGCGGCUGUGCUACGUGCACUCAACUCAUCUCGACCAGGGUCUGAGGUCGACUGCGAGGAGGACAAGCGGCGCCGCUUGGAGACUCUAGAGCGUCACUUCAGCUUCCAGCGCUCCGCGCUGAUGGUCCAGCUGAAUACAGCCAGGGUAGGGCCGGCCCACCUUUCGGCAGGGCCGGCCUCUUGUGCCAUCCGCACGCCCGCUGCCGACGCCAAGUACCAGGUGUUCUUGGAUCUGAGGCGGCGGGGCUUCUAUCUGACCUCGGCUGGAAAGUUUGGCGGUGAUUUCCUGGUCUAUCCUGGCGACCCUCUGCGCUUCCACGCGCACUUCAUCUGCGUGUGCGUGCGCGCCGACGAGCGCGUGCCCCUGUCGGACCUCCUGGCCGCCGCUCGCCUGGGUUCCAAUGUCAAGAAGACGCUGGUCUUGUGUUCGCCUCACUGCCACGGUGGCGGCGUGACGUACUCGUCGCUCCAGUGGAGCGGAAUGAUCUGAUCUGAUUGGACAGCGGGACUGAUACGUCCUGGCUGUCCCUGGAGAGUACUGUUCUGCUCACUCAAGCAACCUUCCCUCAUCCCAGUGUGGACAGCAGACUUUUGUAUUCCUCAGUUCGGAACAGCGGUGGCAUCAGAUACGAGUGAGCCGACUGCAAAACUGAUGGGGUAAAAAACUAUCGCAAAGAUUUUGAGGAAAGAGGACGUGGGCAGCAUUGGUCAUGUAAAGGGUUGACCAGAAUCUCCAAACAAAGAGUUGAAUCUUUGUCUCAUCAGACCACAGAAUUUUCUUUCUUGUGGCCUGAGAGUUCUUCAUGUGCCUUUUGGCAUACUCCGGGCGGGAUGAAAUGUGUUGUUUACGAAGGAGUGGCCACUGUACCAUACAGGCCUGACUGGUGGAGUGCUGCAGAGAUGGUUCUCUGUCUCUGUGUUCACAUCUGAAUGGCUCCUGCCAAACAAAAUGAAGAAAUCAAUUCUGAUUCACUGGCAGAGCCCUAUGUAGAUAUGUGUGUUCUUUUAAAAUCUAAAUGCCAUCUCAAAUCCAAAUGUGUUUUUCUUUACACAAUUAUAUAGUCUCUCCCGAGUUAUGAGGGCUAGUAACUUUGAUUGGUGGGACACAAAAAGAACUUCGCCAGUAAUCUGAAGACAGACAUCUUCAUUUAAAAUGAAGCAACAAUGGUGCUGAUUCAUUUUUUUAUGCAAUGUCAUUUUUUAUGUCAUAUAUUUGGUUUCAUCGUCAGGUUGGUGCCGAUUAUCGAACGAGAAGGCUGUCCAUACACUGAAAGUAUUGAUACAGGCGAAAAUAUUCCUGUGAACUCUCAAAAAUGUAAUUCAGGCGAACAUUCGACAAGUUUUAAACAAGUUAAAUCGGGUAUACAGUAUACGUCACUUUCUACCGACCAGGUGUGCUAAUGGCUUUAUUAGGAUUUAGGGCACACACACAUGACCUCACCAUUGUACGGUAUUGCACACUGAUAAUUUAAACUGACAUUUGAUAACAAAUAUGUUUGGUUUUGCUUUUGUUUUAAGGGUGGGACGCGGUUAUUUUGGAUACAUUAAUGUGAAAACAAGUGGUCAAUAUCAUUGCAUUAGAAUUCAAUUAUAUUAUUUUCUUUCCCUUCGAUUAUUUACGCAAACAAUUUGACAAACUUGGGUGUUGUAUUUCAUCUCAGUCGUGGAAGGAGAACCCUGAGCCUCUUUAUAGGCGAAUAACAUAAUUGCAAAGCCAUUGGGGCAGGUUAAUUACGAAACACGUGUGUGUAGUUCACCUCCGCUGCGAUGGUGGCGCUCUGGUGUAAUACUUUUCAGUUGCUAAACAUGAAACAGGAAGUAGUUUGGUCGAGGUCGUUUCGUCAAAUAUCGAGCAAACAGGUCAACUGUUUUUGCCUCGGCAUUAUACAAAGGACGCCCGUUUGUAUGUUUUAGUUGAAAGUAACUACUCUUGGGGUGGUUGGUUCUGACCAUGCUAAUGCGAUUAAACUGGAUAAGUUUAAAGCAAAAUUACUGUUCGUCUGAAGUGGGUCACGUGGCCAUCGAGCGGGUCUUGAUUAUUUUAAUUUAUAGGAUUCAAAGCAACACAAUUGUCCUCAUCCGAUCCAUCGUGCGUUUGU
Molecule: messenger RNA, 2668 nt
Organism: Hippocampus comes (tiger tail seahorse)
Lineage: Eukaryota; Metazoa; Chordata; Actinopteri; Syngnathiformes; Syngnathidae
Gene: tsen34
Product: TSEN34 tRNA splicing endonuclease subunit
Exons: 5
Coding region: 223-1059 (278 amino acids)
Biological process (GO): tRNA-type intron splice site recognition and cleavage; tRNA splicing, via endonucleolytic cleavage and ligation
Cellular component (GO): tRNA-intron endonuclease complex
Molecular function (GO): nucleic acid binding; tRNA-intron lyase activity
Source: RefSeq, a predicted model, not a curated record